Lolium perenne is the source of this 1840-nucleotide messenger RNA. Its product is annotated as myb-related protein Hv1. The record is from RefSeq and is a predicted model, not a curated record. Lineage: Eukaryota; Viridiplantae; Streptophyta; Magnoliopsida; Poales; Poaceae.
CCUUCGUUCACAUCGUCUCGCCUCAUCGGCGCGGCGCCGGAGUCGGGCGGCGCCGUCGAGUCACCUCCGCCGCAAGAGGCCUAGGUUCGCGUGCCGUGUGCCGCGCCUGGCGCUGGGGACUCUCUGGCGCAUGCGAGAUAUGUCUCUUGGCGGGCGUCGCUGCGAUGCGUGCGAAGCUGGAACAAGACAUUUGGCUCGAGUGUGCAAACCAGGAAGACAUGGUGUCGCUGCGGUGCGUUCGAAGCUGGAACGGGGACGAUUGGCUCAAGUGUGCAAACCAGGAAGGCAUUUCCUGCAAGGCAUGAGGAGCUUCAGGCAUACCGGCACCAACAGGAAUUAGGAAUAUGGAGGCAUCACGGCCGGGUGCGGUGGCGGUGGUGGUGGAUGAUGCGGUUAGUUAGCUGUUAAAACCGAACGCGCCAAGAGGUAGGCAUCAGGCAGGCAGGCCAAAGCUUACAUCACACUUUACACCUACCUUGCUCCGAGGUCUGUGAAUCAGGCAGGCACAGGCACACAACACAUAUGGCUGCCACUGCGGCUCUUUUGUACUAAGCUGGUAAACAAACAAACGGGUGAGGUGAUGAGGUCAUGACCUGGGGACGAGGGGAGGCCUACCAGCCUAACCUUUUUCUCACCAACUCAGCCUCUAGAAGACCGGCUUCCCGGAUCGAGCCUAUAAAAUCCAGCUCUCUCCUUCACCCACCUCUCCUACGCAGCUAUAGCUAGCACCCAACAACAACAACAACAACAACUUCCACUGCAAAACCCACCACCACAAAAAGGAAGGAGGAGGAGGAGCAGAGGGAAAGCAAAGUGUCUGUGUCUGUCACCGGCGGCAUCAGCUGACUCUGAGACAGUGAGGAGUCAGCCAUGGGGAGGUCGCCGUGCUGCGAGAAGGCGCACACCAACAAGGGCGCGUGGACCAAGGAGGAGGACGACCGGCUCACUGCCUACAUCAAGGCCCAUGGCGAGGGCUGCUGGCGCUCUCUGCCCAAGGCUGCGGGACUCCUACGGUGCGGCAAGAGCUGCCGCCUCCGGUGGAUCAACUACCUGCGGCCCGACCUCAAGCGCGGCAACUUCAGCGAGGAGGAGGACGAGCUCAUCAUCAAGCUCCACAGCCUCCUGGGCAACAAAUGGUCGCUGAUCGCCGGGAGACUGCCGGGGAGGACGGACAACGAGAUCAAGAACUACUGGAACACGCACAUCAGGCGGAAGCUGAUGAGCCGGGGGAUAGACCCGGUGACACACCGGUCGAUCAACGAGCAGCACGGGUCCAACAUAACCAUAUCGUUUGAGGCGGCCGCAGCUGCGAGGGAGGACAACAAGGGCGCCGUGUUCCGGCGAGACGAGCCCACCAAGGUGGCGAUCACCCAGGCCAACCACCACCAGAUGGAGUGGGGCCAGGGGAAGCCGCUCAAGUGCCCGGACCUGAACCUGGACCUCUGCAUCAGCCCCCCGAUCCAAGAGGAGAAGCCGGUGGUGAAGCGGGAGGCCGGCGUCGGCGUCUGCUUCAGCUGCAGCCUGGGCGGCCUCCCCAAGAGCACCGACUGCAAGUGCAGCAGCUUCCUCGGCUUCAGGACCGCCAUGCUCGACUUCAGAAGCCUCGAGAUGAAAUGAGCUUCCUUCUUCCUCCUUUGUGUUCUGUGACUUGGAUGUAGGUGAAAAUAGUUGAGUGAAAAGAGAGACAAGAAGAAAGGGCGAGAGGAGGAGGAUCUUGUGCGCCAAGAUCUUACUGCUCGAUCCCCUGCUCUAUCUUGUCGCUCCAUUUUGUUCGUCCCCGUGUAAUUACCGUUGACUAAUCAUAAGCAAUACCACCACCUGGUGCCGCUAGGUUACUGUA